This is a messenger RNA of Cornus florida, 1542 nucleotides long. Its product is annotated as aluminum-activated malate transporter 10-like. The record is from RefSeq and is a predicted model, not a curated record. The coding region runs from base 1 to 1542 and encodes 513 amino acids. Gene Ontology annotation, biological process: malate transport. The transcript is spliced from 6 exons. Lineage: Eukaryota; Viridiplantae; Streptophyta; Magnoliopsida; Cornales; Cornaceae. Gene Ontology annotation, cellular component: plant-type vacuole membrane.
AUGGCCAACACAAAGGAAGCUGCCAAUGGAGGAGGAGGAGGAGGAGGAGGAGGAGUGGAGUGGAGGAUAAGAGUGGGAAAUGGCUCGUCAGAGACUUUGGCACCAGAGUCGUCGGGAAUUGCCAGCAAGGCCUGGCAUGGUUUUCAAGGACUGAUUGUAGGUUUAGCAAUGCGAGUGUGGAGGUUUAUAAAGAAGGCAUGGGAUUUAGGUGUGGAUGAACCAAGAAAAGUGAUCCACUGUCUCAAAGUAGGGAUGGCCCUUACUGUUGUCUCAUUGUUUUACUAUAUGAGACCUUUGUACGAUGGUGUUGGCGGGAAUGCCAUGUGGGCAGUUAUGACAGUUGUGGUUGUCUUCGAAUACACUGUGGGUGCAACAAUCUGUAAAUGCUUGAAUAGAGCUAGUGGAACUUUUCUUGCUGGAGCACUCGCAGUUGGGGUUCACUGGCUUGCUAGUCAAUCAGGAGAAAAAAUUGCACCUAUAAUUGUUGGAGUGUCUGUUUUCCUAUUAGCUUCUGCAGCAACCUUCUCUAGAUUUAUUCCGGUAGUGAAAGCGAGGUUUGAUUAUGGUGCUAUGAUCUUCAUUCUCACAUUCAGCCUAGUUACAGUAUCUGGUUAUCGGGUGGAAAAGCUGAUUGAUUUGGCUCAUCAAAGAUUGUCCACCAUUAUCGUAGGAAUUUCUAUCUGCAUUGUCAUCAUCAUGCUUAUACGACCAAUUUGGGCUGGCGAGGAGCUCUAUCUUCUCAUCAUUUGCAACAUGGACAAGCUUGCAAAUUCCUUAGAUGGUUGCGUGGCCGAGUAUUUUAGUGAUAGUGAAGGGACCACCAACAGUAAAGAAGGAUGUGAUAAAAAAUUGCAAGGCUACAAGUGUGUGCUGAACUCAAAGGCAACAGAAGAUUCUAUGGCUGGAUUUGCUCGAUGGGAACCUGCCCACGGGCGCUUCAAUUUCCAACAUCCAUGGAAACAGUACCUCAAAAUUGGGGCAUCAAUGCGUAACUGUGCUUAUUGCAUAGAGGCACUAAAUAGUUGCAUCAACUCCGAAAAUCAGGCUCCUGAGUUGAUAAAGAAGCAUCUAAGUGGUGUCUGCUUGAGAGUGGGCACAAAUUCCUCUAGUGUGAUAAAAGAGCUAGCAAUAAACAUCAAGUCAAUGAGGAAAUCAUCCACAAUAGAUUUUGCAAUUGACGAAAUGAACAGUGCAGUACAAGAGCUCCAGAAUUAUUUGAAGUCUCUUCCUGGAAUACUCAUUUCACCACCACCAGAUUCAGAGGCCAAAACUCCCGAAAAUGAGAAAGGAGAAUCGGUGCUUUCGACAACUACUAUGAUACCUCUCUUGGAAUUCAUCCCUGUUGUAACAUUUGCUUCUUUGCUGAUUGAAGUUGUUGCACGAAUUGGAGGGCUCGUAGAUGAAGUUGAAGAAUUAGGAAAGUUGGCUGAAUACAAGCCUGCAGCUGAUGAGAAGCCCAAACAAAACCAACCUAAUAACAAGAUUGUCCCUAAUGAACGGGAUGAUGAUGAUAAAACUAUGAAGACCCUACAAAGGGUAUGA